CCUCGCAGAAAUGCCAGUGCGUGCCGUGACUUCCAGGUUCAUGUACAGGGGACUUUGCUCAAUUCCAGAUAUCCUCUCCUACAAGACUCCUAUCACCCUCCCCGAGGAUGAAGUGGAGGAGAUCCGGGAAGCCUUUAAGGUGUUUGACCGUGAUGGGAAUGGAUUCAUCUCAAAACAGGAGCUGGGAAUGGCCAUGCGGUCUCUUGGUUACAUGCCAAACGAGGUGGAGCUGGAGGUGAUCAUUCAGAGACUGGACAUGGAUGGUGAUGGUCAGGUUGACUUUGAAGAGUUUGUAACACUUCUCGGGCCAAAACUUUCUUCUGCUGGAAUGCCUGACAGGUUCCAUGGAGCUGAAUUUGACUCCAUAUUCUGGAAGUGUGACAUGCAAAAGCUGACUGUGGAUGAGCUGAAGAGACUCCUGUAUGACACCUUCUGUGAUCAUUUGACUAUGAAAGACAUCGAGAACAUUAUCAUGACAGAAGAGACUCACUUAAACAGCCCCGAGUGCCAAGUAGAUAUUGACACGAGCCCCAUGCAACAAGUCAAGCACACUUGUGUGCGCAAGAGCUUGAUUUGUGCCUUUGCCAUCGCAUUUAUCAUCAGCGUCAUGCUCAUCGCAGCCAAUCAGAUGCUUCGAAGGGGGAUGAAGUAAACUGUUUCUAAAACUAUGAAUGACUGACAAAAGGAAAAAAGGUAAAAAUGCAAAAAAGUCAAGUUAUUUCACAGUUUCUAAUGUCAAAGAAACACCAAAGGCUGCAUUCUUAUUUUAUUAUUAUCUCAAGGUAAAGACAGACUGUUCUUAGACAGGCAAAAUAACAGUAGAGCCCAAAACAAUAUAGUUCAAAAGCGUCAUGUAAUUUUUGUGUAGGAAUACAACAGGAACAACAGUGAUUCAUGAUCAUUGUGCUAUAUAGUAUUAUAUGUCUCCAGUCAGUUCAUGUUAAUGAACAGAGGUAAUACAAGUCUAUUAUAAUGUAGCACAUCAUACAUAAAGUAUUAUAUAGUGUGAAUAUAAUCUACCUUAUGUCCAUAUAUAAAUCUCAUGUCAGGGCCUUUUUUUUUUUUUUUAAUAACAUUUAACAUUGACUUAAAUAAUUCUCCAAAUGUAACAAUGUUGUGUCAUCUGAUUAUGUACAUAAGUUACCAUAACUUGUACCGUAGGUACCGUAGACCAUACCAUACACUUUAUGAUCAACAAGUUUACUUUGACCUUUGGGGAUAUUUGUCGAUACAAAAUUAACAGAGGGGGUAAACUAAUUUGUUACACUACGUCACCAUGAGUAGUAAGGCUGAGUAAGAGCAAUUUAAAAAAGUAAUGAAUGUGAAAGGAUGUGAAUGAAAAUGGAGUAUACAUUUGGUGACAAUCCAAAGUGUUAUUAAAUCUAUCUAUUAAUCUGUGCAAUAGUAUAUAUAUAUAUAUAUAUAUAUAUAUAUAUAUAUAUAUAUAUAUAUAUAUAUAUUCCAGUCUUGACUCUCAGGAUUGUUUAUUGACAGAUAUUUUAUUCAUUUGUCUGCUGGUUGUGUUAAAAAAAAAAAAAAAAAACAUUGAGAAAUAUGAUUGAAUAUUACAGGCUAUUCAUAUCAUGUGUCAAGUCAAUGUUUGUGUGUAUGCAUACUGCAAUAUAACUGUUGAGUGUUAACAGGUAAUGAGACAUAUUUGCAUGAAAUCUUUAUUAGCAUUUUGAUAACAUUAAUGUUGUUAAUGAAGAACCAGUCUGAUUUAGUAUUCAGUUAGUAUUAUGAUUAUCAUAAUAUUUUUUUUACAACUUGUGGUUUUCAUUGGUCUGGGUUGUUGUGUCAGAUACUUAAUUUACAUGUCAAGAACUGUCUCCUAUCACUGAACUCUUUUAUGGCUUUCACAGCAUAAUUCAUAGGAAAUAAAGCAGAGAACGUAUGUUUAAGAACAAAAUAGAUGUACUCAAAAUUAUUAUUUCAAAGUUUCAAAACUGUAGCUUUAAGUUUGGUGUGUGCACUAAUGGUAACAAGCAAUAUUUGACUUAUGCAUACUCUGAAAUAAAUGUGCAUCCAGCAUCUAUCUGUAAUUUAUGCAUUUGUCAGCAAUAUCAGUGCCUAAACAGUUAGUUGGAAGACAUUUAUUUGUUCUUGUUAGGUUUGGAGUCCAAACUCUAUAUCUUUUGUGCACUUUCACAAAUGAUAAGAAAAAUAACUGAUGAGAACAACAAGUAUGCUUAUUGCUACUAAGCAUAAAUGUAAUCAGAUCUGCAACUGAAUAAGAUGAUUGUAAUGAUAAUUAUGUAUAAUGAGGGAUAGAGUUAUUGUAUUUACAUACAAUUUAAAGGGAUAGUUCACACAAAAUUAAAAUUUUGACAUCAUGUACUCACACUCAUGUUGUUCUAAACCUGUAUGGCUUUCUUUCUUCCGUGGAACAAAAAGUAGAUGCAAUGCAAAAUAUUAGGGUCUGGCAGCCUCAGUCACUUUUCACUUUCAUUGUACUAUUAAUUAAAAAAGAUGCAAUGAAAGUGAAUGAGACUAUCAUUUAAUUUUUGAGUGAGCUAUUCCUUAAAGACUUUCAGAUUCAUAUUUUGUAACUCUAUAUGUAAGACUAAGAUAAUAUUAUUGAAAUUGUUUCACAAAAAAGGAACAGAUGUGUUACAGAAAAACUGUCAGUACUGAUGAAAACUGUUUCUUUGCAGUUGCAUGUAUUUGUGUAUGUAUUUCUGACAUAUACGUUGUAUUGUGUGAUGUUAAAGCCAGCGUUUGUUCUCAAAAUAUGCAAUCUAUGCUUAUUCGAUGACAGUUUACUGUGAAUUCAAGUAAAAAUUGACAUUUAUACUGAUUUCAGGACAUCAGAAACAUAUCAUUCUUUCAAUUUCCAAAGCUCAAGCAUGUGAUCUUCUGUGUGUUUUGUGAUAACUGUUUUACACUGUUUGGAAUUGUAUUAUUUAAUAUGCCAAUUUUAUUUUUCCUAUCAAAAUAUGAGUAAGACUCUUAAGAUUAUAUGCAAUAUACUUUUUAUUAUGUUUACCAGUAGUAUUUCAAAAUGUAUUUAAUCUAAAUUCAUUUAAUUCCAUGUGGAAAAUGAAGGCAUAUAUACUUAAAUACAUAAUGUCAGUUACAAAUAAAUAAACAAAAUUAUAUGAACUGUGAUGUAACAGUAAUGUAUGCAAAUUAUGUAUGUAACUUUAUAUUACAUCAAUAGACCUGGAAAUCAAUUUGGAAUUGAUGUGCCAAAAUGUGCUGUUACAUGUAAUUGUACCAUGUGAACAACUGAAUUAAAGCAGUGGUGCUUCUUCUUUGCUGUUGCUAAUGUUAUAUAUUUAACUUAUACAACAAGCUUGUAUUUAAAGGGACAGUUCACCCAAAAAUGAAAAUUCUCUUAUCAUUUCCUCACCCUACUACCAGAUGUGUAUGAUUUUCUUUCUUAAGCAGAACACAAAGAUUUUUAGAAGAAUAUCUCAGCUCUGUUGGUCCUCACAUUGCAAGUGAAUGGUGACCAGAACUCAGUAGGUCCAAAAUAAAGGCAGCAUAAAAGUUAUCUAUAUGACUCCAGUGGUUAAAUCCAUAUCUUCAGAAGUGAUCAAUAUUUAAGUCUUUUUUUUUUUUUUUUAACUAUCAAUCUCCACCUUUGACCAGCCUCAACCAGUAAGAGGCUGAUUAUGAAACAGUAUUUUCAGUAAAAAAGGACUUAAAUAUUUAUCUGUUUCUCACCUACACCUAUCACGUGGCUUCAGAAGAUAUGGACUGAAUCACUGGAGUCUUAUGGAUUACUUUCCUGCUGCUUUUGUUCAUUUUGGACCAUAGUCCUGAACACCAUUCACUUGCAUUGUAAUCUUAGUUUAUGUUCUGCAGAAGAAUGAAAGUCAUACACAUCUGGGAUGGCAUGAGGGUGAGUAAAUGAUGAGAGGAUUUACAUUUUUGGGUAAACUUUACCUUUAAAAUACAAAGGAAAGUCAGCAUGUGAGGUUUUAGAAAUAUUACAAAAAACAACACAGUUAUCACUUAAAUAAAAGUAUUCUGAUCUGGCUGACAAUUUCAGUUUUAGUCUUCUAUGCUAUCUAUGAAUGAAGUCAAGUAAUUUUUAUCUGUAUAGCCCUUUGCACAACAGAUGUUGUUUUAAAACCAGAUGUACAGAAAAUUAUGCUAUAACAGAAAAUAAAGCUGUAAUGUCUUAGUCAUCAUUGUGCUGUUUGAUAAAAAUGUGUUUGUAGAUAGUGCCUUAAUAAGUAAAUAAUAUUUGUACUUAGACCCCAGUGAGCAAGCCAAAGGCGACCAUGAUAAGAAAUUU
Myxocyprinus asiaticus (Chinese sucker) is the source of this 4246-nucleotide messenger RNA. Its product is annotated as calcium-binding protein 7-like. Gene Ontology annotation, molecular function: calcium ion binding. Lineage: Eukaryota; Metazoa; Chordata; Actinopteri; Cypriniformes; Catostomidae. Bases 11 to 652 code for a protein of 213 amino acids. The transcript is spliced from 5 exons. The record is from RefSeq and is a predicted model, not a curated record.